AUGAGUCCAGAUGUGCCUCUGCUGAAUGAUUACAAACAGGACUUCUUUCUGAAGCGCUUUCCACAGACUGUUCUGGGAGGCCCUCGACUCAAUUUAGGCUAUUGUGCCCCUCCUUACAUAUAUGUUAAUCAGAUUAUGCUUUUUUUGAUGCCAUGGGCUUUGGGUGGAAUAGGAACACUUUUGUACCAGUUAGGCAUCCUGGAAGACUAUUAUACAGCAGCACUUUCAGGUGGACUAAUGCUUUUCACUGCAUUUGUCAUCCAGUUCACAAGUUUAUACGCCAGAAGCAGAUCCGUGACAGUGGAAAGAAUGCUGACCACAGAUAUCUUAGCAGAGGAAGAUGAGCAUGAAUUUACAAGUUGUGCUGAUGCUGAGACCAUCAAAUUUCUAAUUCCUGGCAAAAAACAUACAGCCAAUACCGUUUUUCAUUCUUUUCUUGCUGGCUUAGUGUGUGGUCUUGGAACAUGGUAUUUGCUUCCGAAUAGAAUAACCCUGCUGUAUAGCAGUGCAGGAGGCACUGUUCUACUAUUUUUCUUUGGAUGGAUGACAUUGUGUAUAGGAGAAUAUUCAUUAAUUGUAAACACAGCUACAGAGACUGCAACUUUCCAAACCCAGGAUACUUAUGAAAUCACUCCUCUUAUGAGACCUCUUUAUAUUUUUUUCUUUGUUUCUAUAGAUCUUGCACACAGGUUUAUGGUAAAUAUACCAGUUCUAGAACAAAUUAAUCAGAUUUUACACAUCUUGUUUAUAUUUUUACCCUUUCUGUGGGCACUCGGGACCCUACCCCCACCUGAUGCACUUUUCUUAUGGGCAAUGGAGCAGGUUUUAGAGUUUGGCCUUGGAGGCUCAUCUAUGUCAACCCACCUACGGUUGUUAAUAAUGUUCAUCAUUUCUACUGGAACAGCUGUAACAUCAUAUUUCAUUCCCAGCACUGUUGGUGUGGUUCUUUUCAUGACUGGACUUGGAUUCUUACUGAGUCUUAACCUAAGUGAGAUGGUUUUUGGCUUCAAACACAGUGUGACCGGACACAGAGUUGGAACCAAAUCUAAGGCUUUACCCAACAGUUUGGAAAAACAGUUUACUUGGAAGGAAUACCUUUUCUACAGCAUUGUAUUAGUCUUGGCUCUCUUAGAAACUGGUUUGUUGCAUCACUUUGCUGGUUUCUCACAGAUUUCCAAAAACAGUCCCCAGGCUAUUGUUGGCUAUAUUUUGAUGAUAUUAUUUAUAAUACUAUGGAUACUUAAAGAAAUUCAAAGUGUCUAUAUAUUUGGAAUUUUCCGGAACCCUAUCUAUCCAAAGCAUGUGCAGACUGUGACUUUGUUCCUAGAGAAGCAAACAAAGCUCAUGAAGAUUGGUGUUCUCAGACGGAUUUUGAUAAAUCUAGUGUCACCUUUUGCUAUGAUAGCAUUUCUUUCAUUGGACAGUUCCUUACAAGGACUCCACUCUGUGUCUGUCUCCAUUGGAUUCACAAGAGCUUUUAGAAUGGUAUGGCAGAAUACAGAAAAUGCUUUAUUGGAGACAGUCAUUGUAUCAUCAGUGCACUUGUUGAUCUCCAAUACAGACAUAUGGUGGAACCGAAACCUGGAUACAGGAAUCAGACUCUUACUGGUUGGUAUCAUGCGUGAUCGUCUGAUUCAAUUCAUCUCUAAAUUGCAGUUUGCUGUGACCGUACUCUUGGCAUCAUGGACAGAGAAAAAACGUAGAAAAUCAACCACCACUUUAUGUGUACUCAACAUUGUCUUCUCUCCAUUCGUGUUGGUCUUCAUAGUUUUUUCUGCACUACUCUCUUCUCCCUUACUCCCCCUCUUCACCCUUCCUUUGUUCUUGGUGGGGUUUCCUCGACCUAUUCAGAGUUGGCCAGGAGUUGUGGGUACCACAGCCUGUGUGUGUGCUGAUACAGUGUACUACUACCAGAUGGUCCCGAGUUUGAACACUGCUCUGCAGUCUGCAAUGGCAGCUGGAAGUUUAGGUCUCCUCUUACCUGGGUCUCAUUACUUGGGCCGUUUUCAGGAUCGUUUAAUAUGGAUAAUGAUUCUAGAAUGUGGCUAUACUUAUUGCUGUAUUAACAUUAAGGGGUUAGAAUUGCAAGAGACAUCCUGUCAUACUGCUGAAGCUCAAAGAGUUGACGAAGUUUUUGAAGGUGCCUUUGAACAAGAAGAAUAUGCAAGAGUAUGUUCCAUUAAUGAACACUUUGGAAAUGUCUUGACACCCUGUACUGUUUUGCCUGUGAAACUCUAUUCUGAUGCCAGGAAUGUCCUGUCUGGCAUAAUUGAUUCCCAUGACAACUUAAAAGAAUUUAAAGGUGACCUUGUUAAAGUACUUGUGUGGAUACUUCUUCAGUACUGUUCCAGAAGGUCCAACAUGCAGGAAAAUGUUCACAAAACUGAAAAUAAAGGGAAAGCAUCUCUAAUAAUCCUGCCUCCUUUGAAUACUUCACCACAAACCAAAUCCCCAGAAGACACAGAUAGUUUAAAUUCAGAAAAUUUGGAUGACUGGUCUGAUGAUGUUUUUGGUGAAGAGCCAACUAUCAAAAAAGGAAAAGAAGAAAAAGAUCAGUUGAAAGUUUUGCCAGGUAUAAAUUUGCCUAUUCCAGGAUCAGUGGAAUCACAGAGGGUCAGUAAACAUUCUACAGGCACAGUUACUGAAAAUAGUCUUUACCAAGCAAUUGCAUUGGGAUACCCUGCUACUGACAAAGGAAAACAAGAAGCCGUGGCAUACAUCCCUCUCAUGGAGUUCAGUUGUUCUCAUUCUCACUUGUUAAGCUUACCUGAAGAGUGGAUAUCUAAUUGCUUGCCUAAUUCCAAAGUGAAGGAGAUGAGCUCAUUAUUUCCAGAAGACUGGUACCACUUUGUUUUAAGGCAGUUGGAAUGUUUUCAUUCAGAAGAAAAUGCAUCAAAUGUAGUGGAAGAAAUUGCAAAGGACAGAGUUUUAAAAGACUUUUAUGUUCAUGCAGUAAUGACUUGUUAUUUUAGUUUGUUUGGAGUAGACAAUAUGAUUCCUAGUCCUGGUCAUAUAUUGAGAGUCUACAGUGGUGUUUUCCCUUGGUCUCUUGCCUUGGAUUGGCUCGCAGAAAAGCCAGAACUGUUCCAACUAGCCCUAAAAGCUUUCAGGUAUACUCUGAAACUAAUGAUUGAUAAAGCGAGUUUAGGUCCAAUAGAAGACUUUAAAGAGCUGACUAACUGCCUAGAAGAAUAUGAAAGUGACUGGUACAUUGGUUUGGUAUCUGAUGAAAAGUGGAAGGAAGCAAUUUUACAAGAAAAACCAUACUUGUUUUCUCUGGGGUAUGAUCCUAAUAUGGGAGUUUACACUGGGAGAGUACUUACCCUUCAAGAAUUAUUGAUCCAAGUUGGGAAGUUAAAUGCUGAAGCUGUUAGAGGUCAGUGGGCCAAUCUUUCAUGGGAAUUGCUUUAUGCCACCAAUGAUGAUGAGGAACGUUAUAGUAUACAAGCUCAUCCACUACUUUUAAGAAACCUUACAGUACAAGCGGCUGAUCCUCCCCUGGGAUAUCCAAUUUAUUCUUCAAAACCUCUCCAUAUACAUUUGUUUUAG
Messenger RNA from Lipotes vexillifer (Yangtze River dolphin), 3549 nucleotides. RefSeq names its product pecanex 4 (gene PCNX4). Bases 1 to 3549 code for a protein of 1182 amino acids. The transcript is spliced from 10 exons. The record is from RefSeq and is a predicted model, not a curated record. NCBI's taxonomy places the organism in Eukaryota, Metazoa, Chordata, Mammalia, Artiodactyla, Lipotidae. Gene Ontology annotation, cellular component: membrane.